Molecule: messenger RNA, 4413 nt
Organism: Styela clava
Lineage: Eukaryota; Metazoa; Chordata; Ascidiacea; Stolidobranchia; Styelidae
Product: cytochrome P450 2C15-like
Biological process (GO): xenobiotic metabolic process
Cellular component (GO): cytoplasm; intracellular membrane-bounded organelle
Molecular function (GO): heme binding; iron ion binding; steroid hydroxylase activity
Source: RefSeq, a predicted model, not a curated record
AUGUUAUCGUUCGUUUGCAUCAGAAGUUAUGUUAUGGUAUUGAAGAGUUGAAGUCGGAACUAAGGCUAUACUGCAUCGUAUUCUGUAUUUUGUCAAACAUUAUAGCUCAUCCUUAACUUUACUUAUAGAUGAGUCUCUUUUUACUUCUGAGUGAAUUUGCUUCGACAUAUUAUUUGGAAAAUAGAUUUAUAGUUUUAUUUGUCGUAAAAUAUUACGUCAUUUUCUGCUUUUCAUUUGGCUUGGAAGGAAGCACAUUUUAUAACCCAAGAUGGCUAAAAUUAACAAAAACGAGUUGUAGCAUGGGAUUGUGAAGACUUUUUGUAAAAUUCAUUUUCCAUUGCCGCGAAACUUAGCAUUAAAAGAUAUUUAUUCAAACGACUUCUAUUUUGUAUUUAACAUAGUUUUAACCUUUUUCAGGUAUCGAUAUUACUUGCCUCCGACUCGCUGCGUAGAUCAUCUCACAGUUUUCCACAUAGCUCAGUCAAUCUUAUCAGAAUAUCUCCCCGACGUAUCUUACGCAAGCGACUUCGCGGGGGGAAUGAACUUGAACCACUGCACCAUAUGUUUCAGGAGUUGUCGAUGCAUGUCGAUCAUUUUUAUGAUGUCAAUAUUUUGGUUGAUUUUCUUUUUUGUUUGAGAUAACUUCAAAUCAUUUGAGAUUAAUUUACUUAUAUUAUACUGUAAAUCAGUGAUCAAGGUAGGCGAUAUCGACCCCAGGCUGUAAUAUAGAUAAAACAGGAGGCGAAAUCUCAAACGGAGCGAUAAGGGGGAUUGCUCAAUGACGAAAAAUCCGAAAUAUUGCAAAACUUGUUUAUUUACAUCGUUUAUUUGCCAAAGGAGAAUUUUUCUAGUGACUUGUGCUUCCGCCGGAACCGGCAUGACGGCAGAGCUCGACGUGUGCUGGUUCUGCUUCCCACAUAUCCUAGCACCAUGUUCUAAUUUUAGGCAGGGACCUCAGCUAGUAAUGGCGUUUGCUAAUCAUGUUUCUCAUAAGCGCAAUAAUACACUAUCAUUCAGUAGCGAUGUCAGGGGGUUGGUUUUAAGAGUCUACUUUUUUAAAUUUUACGGGAGGACCGAAAAAGUGGCUUAUAAAACGCGUGGGAUUUGGACGACUCAAAUUUCGUUAAAAUCGCCGAUCGUUUAUGUCUGCAUGACAUUGGUAUUAACGCCGUGAACAUCGAUAUAUUAUGUUGGUAAAUCACAUUUCAUCGCAUUCUCCCUAUCUCACACAAGUAUUCCUCUGGACAUGUGCCACGAGUACGUGGAUACAUUUUUUUCUCGUCCGGAUCUGUGCAUCUAGUGUGAAAACUUGCUAUAAUGCGAUCAUUUGUGACGAGACGAUAAUUAUAACCAAUAGAUCGAUUCGCAAUUCAAAUUUUAGACUAAAAAUAGGGGAUUGCAUAAUAAGACUAAAAAUCGGCUUUGCAAUAUAUCUAAAUUGUAACGAAAAAGAACAUGAAUUUUGUUUUAAGAGCGUCGCAACAGACUAAAAACCUCAUGGCGUUGCAAAUCGACCAAAUUUUGUGUGCAAUGGCUAACAUAAUGCUCGGUCAGUAGUUUUAAUCGCGCUACAAUAAAUUGCACUCUUUGGGAUUUUAUCCUAACAAUAAUCUUAAGUGGCAGUCAGUGUUUUGAGAAUAGCUCAAAUUAUUGCCAAGACGAAUUGACAAGAUUGAAACAAAAACGAAUUAAAUCUAUUUAUAAUCCGGCAAUUUGCCAGGUAUUUUUCAGUACAAAGAUUGUCGUGGUAUUUCAGAGUAUAAUAAUGCUUUUAUUUGCCGUAAGCCGAAGCAUUCCCUCUAACAUAAUUAAUUUAUGGCAGGACAUCUUUAAUUGCACGUAUAACACCCAUGGAUUGAAUAUUUGGCGCAACCGAAAAAUCAUUAUCUCUUGAAAUAGAUGGCUACUUUAACAAUUGUGACAAAAACGGCUAUCUUUAAAACUGGCGUAAUCUCGGCGACUGUUUUAAAAGCCAAUACACGGGAAUUUCCGUUUCCGAUUCUAAAUAAAAUUUACUGAAGAUAUCGUUUGGCGCAAGUGAUCUGGAAUUUUUGACGAAAUAAAACUGUUGAUUCUUCCAUUUUUAAUAUCUUAUUUGCUAAAAAAAAGGUCAUCAAAUCGAAGAAAUCGCCUUUAUUUCAGCAAACGGGAUGGUUUGAGAUUGUAUGUGGCCAAAAUUCUUCAAAUUUUAAAAAUUCGUUGAAACCCAUCCAUCAAUCUCAUUAAAAACAUCAUGAACCAUGAUUAAGCAAAUGAAGAUAUCGGUCAAAAGGACGAAGUCGAAAAUGCGAAAUCAAGAACAAAUCAUACGCGAAUCAAAAGGAAAAAAAUUUGAUUUAUGACGCACAAUACAUUAUUAAAUAUUGCUCGUUGAUAUUAAGUACGUAUGUGUCAUAUGAAAACAAAUUAUCAUUAGCUGAAACGUGAUAUGUUUGAAAGCAAUGAUACGGAAUAAGGGAGAAGAAGAUGCUUUGUUUCAUAGUGAAUCCCACUUAAAAAACAUGUCAAGCACGUAACAAAUGACCGUCCGAGAGGACACUAAAGGUUGGAUUGUUUCGUAACUGGUAGCAGAAUAUGUAGUAUGUAAUCACAAUUCAGAUUUAGCGACAGACUAGAGUAAUCCUAUGUGUUGAAACUAAUAUGUUACAUUAUCUAAUGAUAUCGUUACAAAUUAAAUUGAAUGCAUUUUUUAAUGUGAAAUAGGUUUAAAACAGAAAAAUGGGUUUAAAACAGUAGUCCGAAGUUUUCUAGACAAUUACAAGUUUAGUGAAUUAUGUCUGAUGUCUAAUCAUGUCUAUUAUAAGUGUUACAAUUGCACUCUGAAAACUUGGCACUAAAGAGAGGAAACAUGUGUUCAGGCCGACCAAAAUUACAUUUUUUACAAAAAUGGGGUGGGGAAUGUGGAAUUGCAUUUAUUGACGGUAAUAUGUGGGAAAUUCAUCGAAAAAUAGCAACAAAGUCUAUAAACAGGUUUUUGGGAGACCGUGCAAUAUCAACAAUAAGGAACGAAUGCGAACGGUUAGUGCAAUAUAUAGAUGAUUUACAAGACAAUCCAGUGGACUGUGAGAUUUUACUUAUGAAAGCGAUAGCAAAUAUUACAUGCGACCUUGUGAUGAGAAAACGGUUUGGAUAUGAUGAUUCUGAAUUCAGCGAUUUAAUACAACGAACAAUUUUAAAUCAGUCUUCGCGUUUACUUGGAGGAAUAAUAUUUUUUCCAAUGCUUCAAUAUGCACCAUUUUUUCGAAGUUCUUAUGUCAAAUUUUUUUCCACCAUUGACCUCAUAAAGAAUAUGUUCAAGAAAGUAAUCAGACAAAGAACAGAAGAGCAGCAAAACGAAAUUCAUCCAAAAUGUUUCGUUGACUACUUUCUGAGAGAUAUGCCGGGAGUUAAUACAGCAGAAAAGGAAAAUCGGCUUGUUCAAUGUUGCUUUGAAUUGUUUGGAGCAGGAACAGAAACGACAGCAACUACAUUAACAUGGUGUAUUCUCGGUCUUGUUCAUUUUCCACUUUAUCAAGAAAGAAUACUAGGAGAAAUACUUGAUGUAACAGGUCACAAUGAACUUCCAACAAUUCACCAAAUCCAAGAGAUGCAUUUUACAAGAGCAUUUAUUCAGGAGAUAAUGAGAUAUCAUCCCGCCGCACCCAUUACACUGCGCAGAACAAUGUCCAGCUUCAAUCUAAACAAGCAAAAUGUAAAUGAAAAUUCCAAUGUACUUGUAAAUAUAUGGGCGGUUCAUCACGACAAAGAUCAUUUCCAAAAUCCAGGAAUAUUUCGUCCAGAAAGAUUUCUUGAUUCCAGCAGCCAUUUUAUUGUUGAUCAUCACGUGAUGCCAUUUUCUGUCGGAUCACGAGCGUGUCCAGGAUUUCAGUUAGCAAAGAUUGAAAUCGCAUUGGUUUUGAUCAGUCUAUUGCAGAGUUUCCAAAUAACUUCUUCUACAAAAAAAUCACUGACACCAUUUGAAGAAAGAACAUUUGGACUUGUAUGCUGCCCAAAACCUUUUGAAGUAUUGUUUAAAAGAAGAUUAUGACACAUAAAAUUUUAUCAGAAAAAGUAAAAAUUUCCAUUUACCAGAAUAUGGUGCCAACGUACUAAUUACUCAUCAAUACAUGUAUACUUCUCACCUUACACCUUCUCAAGGAUAUUAUUAGUAAAUCCUCUUUUCAUUUUCAAUUUUCAAGAAUAAAAAGGUCUUUUUCAAAAUUAUUAUUCAAUUGUUUUACAUAUAUUAUCUGGGUAUCAGGGAUUUGGUGUUUUACUUGAACUUUCAUUGAGUUUUUAACAGUACGCUACCACGUUGUUCAUCGCGUUCAUACAUUUGUGCAUUGCUCUCUUAUUGAUGAACACAUUGUGUAGUAUUGUGUAUUGUAAUCAAAUCCUUUUUCCUUUUUGUAUAUUCAUAAUAAAAUAUUAAUA